Exophiala viscosa is the source of this 774-nucleotide messenger RNA. RefSeq lists its product as uncharacterized. The transcript has 5 exons. Lineage: Eukaryota; Fungi; Ascomycota; Eurotiomycetes; Chaetothyriales; Herpotrichiellaceae. The record is from RefSeq and is a predicted model, not a curated record. Gene Ontology annotation, molecular function: zinc ion binding. The coding region runs from base 106 to 588 and encodes 160 amino acids.
UCUUUGCAUUCCUCGAAUCAUGCAAGAGAUAGUCGACGGAGUAUAAGUUCUAUAUGACCAGCCAAAAGUGAAGGUGGCAUCGACAGACCAUCAGCUUGGCUCAAGAUGCUGGCACUGGCAUUGACUGCGGAGUUGGAAGGCGUAACUGAUCUCAAGCCUACUGACACGGCAGACUCUCCAUACUACUACACAUUCAAAGUCCAAUGUACCUCAUGUCGAGAGGUUCACGCCAACUGGGUCGGCGUCAACCGUCAUGAGAUGAACGAGCAAUCAGGAAGUCGUGGAGAAGCCAACUUCGUAUGGAAAUGCAAGAACUGCAAGAGAGAAUCUACUGCGACAAUCAAGGCAGCUCCAGCAGUGUACGAACAAAAUUCGCCAGCAAAAGUCAAGAACAUCAUCGAUAUCGACUGUCGUGGACUAGAGUUUACCGAUUUCAGAGCAGAUGGAGAAUGGGAGGCCAAGGGCAUCGAGUCGGGUACCAAGUUUAGCGGGAUCGAUCUAUCGGAAGGAGAAUGGUUUGACUAUGACGAAAAGGCGGGCGAGGAAGUCAGCAUCAAGGACAUCAAGUGGAGCAUUCGACGGGCUUGAACGACAGAUUCAUGCUAGAUCAAUGCUCAAUGUUCCCUUUGUCAAGUACCAGGUAGUUUAGAGCAUGAUAUAGCCCAGCUUCGUGGGUCGUGGCAAGGCUGAAAGGACGCAAGGCUGCGAUCACGUGAUCUGGAUAUAUUCGCCAAGCUCUGCACAAUUUUGCGGUCGCAGAGAGUAAACUUACAG